Molecule: messenger RNA, 2030 nt
Organism: Rhododendron vialii
Lineage: Eukaryota; Viridiplantae; Streptophyta; Magnoliopsida; Ericales; Ericaceae
Exons: 4
Coding region: 106-1794 (562 amino acids)
Biological process (GO): spliceosomal complex assembly; regulation of mRNA processing; protein phosphorylation
Molecular function (GO): protein kinase activity; ATP binding
Source: RefSeq, a predicted model, not a curated record
CACCAAACUGAUUGCGAAAAUCUCACUACCACCGAAUUCCGUCCGAUUCGACUUUUACAAAUCAAAAAAUAAACUUCACAGUCGUCGGUCCUGAUCAUAAAUCAAAUGGACGAGAGGAUUCAUCAUCACCAUCACCGUCACAGGGGUAAGGAAGAGGAGGAGGAGGAGGAUGAGAGCGAUGAAAGCGGCGACGAAUUCACGUCGGAGGACGAAGGGACGGAGGACUACAGGCGCGGCGGAUACCACGCCGUCCGUGCAGGCGACGCCUUCAAGAGUGGCCAGUACGUUGUCCAGAGCAAACUCGGCUGGGGCCACUUCUCCACCGUCUGGCUCGCCUGGGACUCCCUUAACUCUCGAUAUGUGGCGCUGAAAGUGCAAAAGAGUGCGCAGCAUUACACGGAGGCAGCCAUGGAUGAGAUUACCAUCUUGCAACAGAUUGCAGAAGAAGACCCGGAAGAUAAGAAAUGUGUGGUGAAGCUGUUGGAUCAUUUUAAGCACUCAGGUCCAAAUGGGCACCAUGUUUGUAUGGUCUUUGAGUAUUUAGGGGAUAAUCUACUGACACUUAUCAAGUAUAGUGAUUACUGUGGAAUGCCUAUUCAGAGAGUCAAGGAAAUAUGCUUUCAUAUUCUGGUGGGGUUGGAUUACUUGCACAGACAGCUUUCGAUUAUACAUACUGAUUUGAAACCGGAGAACAUUUUAUUAUUGUCCACGAUUGACCAAUCUAAGGAUCCUAGGAAGUCUGGCGUUCCUCUUAUUCUUCCUAACAGCGUGAACAAGACUGUGUUUGGGACUACUAUUACCACAGAUGUCAAGCCAUCCAAUGGGGACUUGACUAGAAACCAAAAGAAGAAGAUUAAAAGAAAGGCUAAGCGAGCUGCUCAGGGUUGUGCAGGGAAGGAAGCUUCAGCAGAAACUGAGACUGACCCUGAAACAUCUGGUGCUGUCGAGAGUUCUGGUAAUUCGAAUUCAAAUAUGGGUUCUGUCUAUGCGAAUGCCGUAUCUACAGCUGAUGGAACUGGGCAAGGAAGUCUGGGUCGUAAAAGAGGAAGCCGAUCCGCAAGGCAGCAGCUGUUGGCUUCGGUUGACCUGAAAUGCAAGUUGGUUGACUUUGGUAAUGCUUGCUGGACUUACAAGCAGUUUACAAAUGACAUCCAAACGAGACAAUAUAGGUGUCCAGAGGUUAUCCUGGGGUCUAAAUAUUCUACUUCUGCUGAUCUUUGGUCAUUUGCUUGCAUCUGUUUUGAGCUUGCAACUGGUGACGUUCUUUUUGAUCCUCAUAGCGGUGACAACUUUGACAGAGAUGAGGACCACUUAGCAUUGAUGAUGGAGCUUCUAGGGAUGAUGCCACGGAAGAUUGCCUUGGGUGGCCGUUAUUCGCGGGACUUCUUUAACCGAUACGGUGAUCUAAGGCACAUUCGUCGCUUGCGUUUCUGGCCCAUGAACAAGGUUCUAAUGGAGAAGUACGAAUUCAGCGAGCAAGAUGCCGCUGAGUUGGCUGAUUUCCUUGUCCCCAUUCUUGAUUUUGUCCCUGAGAAGCGGCCAACUGCUGCCCAAUGCCUACUUCAUCCUUGGAUUAGUUCAGGUCCUCGUCUUUUAGAGCCUUCAACACUGUCUACUCAAUCCCAAGCUGCUGAUACUUUAUUUUGCGAGAAAAUGAUGAGGGAGAAAGGGGAGACAGAAGUCGUGGAGGUUGGAAUGGGGAAGAUAGCAAUCAAUGCAGAUUCGAAACAAGUCAAAAAUCCUCAGUCUAUGAGUAAACUGUCAAAGACCGAUAUAGGAAGUUCAUCUAGGUAGGUCCAUUUCAGGACUUUGGUUGGACCUUAGAUUGCUUAAAAAGAAAAGUAUAGAAAAGAAGGAAAUAAUUUGCUUUGCGAGUCCCUUUCCGUGUUCUCUUCCUUCAUAAAUCCUUGAUCCACACAGCUCUAUUGUUUCUCCACUACCUGGGCAUGUAUAGUUUUUCAUCACCAACAUUUCAUUGCUUGCAAGGCAUAUAAUAAUUCCCCCAUCUAUUUGAACUUUCAUUUGGUUUG